GCUUGGUGCUCAGGGGAAGCAGAGGUUGGGGAGACGGUUUGUUUCGGCGGUGCAGGGUCGCUUCUAGCAGCCAGAGCGCCCCACUUCUUCUGUUAAGCUCGGCCAGUUUCCCACGCGCGGGUGCGAGGCUGCUAAACGCGGUGGCUCUCUCGCUUCUUUUUUCUUUAAGGGCGAACCAGGAAACGGAGGAGGGAACUUUCUCAUUACCCAAAACAGAAGGCAAGCAGGCAGCAGGGCGAUGGUGGCGCAGUUUCAACAGAAGCUCUUCUGGCUGGUGGCGGCUGGCCUGGCUGUGACCCUGCGCACCAGCCAGGCAGAGGUCUCCAUCGUCCUUCGCAGCGACCAGGAGGGUCCUGUCCUUGAGGGCGGGAACGUGACUCUGGAGUGCCUGGGCGAUGAAGGAGAGGAGAUGAGCGGAUUCACUUUCCAGAAAUACAGCAAGUGGCUCCACUCCUGGAUCUCCCUCGACAAAGCCAGCCAGAUGCGCUGCUGGUUUUACGACGUCAGCGUCAGCUACGAUGACGGCCGCCUUCAGCUGACCAUCAGUGGACUGAAAUCUUGGCACGCCGGACCCUACCGCUGCACCGGCUCCAACGUCACCAGCAACGCCUCUGUCUCCAAUGAGCUGGACCUGCAGAUGGAAUAUCUGCACAGCAUCCUCCUUGCUCGCACAAACACCUGGUGUGGGACAGUAGGAGAUUCUGUCACAAUGCUUGAAGGCAGCGACCUGAACCUUCGAUGCUCUGCAGGCUCUUCGAAGCCCCCGCUCUACGAAUGGACCCGAGAGGGAGACGACUGGGUUCUGGUCUCCAGCGACUUGACGCUUUCCAAGGUGAACCGGGAGCAAGCCGGGACCUACACUUGCCGGGCGCAACACCCCACCUUGCCCCAGUUGACCAAGAGCAAGUCGAUCCAUCUGUAUGUGGAGGGGAGCGAGCGCGGAUUCACCCUCGAGUCCGUGCUGUCCCUUAGCACCCCGAUGUUGGCCCUGGCUGUGGCAUUGCCUGCAGUGCUGCUACUGCUGGUGAUUUUGGUCUUCGCCUUCCUGAUCCCCCGGCAUCGGGCAGCUGCCAAGAAGAAAGCUGGCCUGGAAGACUCCGGCCAGCGUACCCCAAUCUACAAAGGCAGCCUGGAGUCUGUGCCUUCCUCCGUUGGAGAUACGCAUCCCCUGGUGAUGUAAUAAAGAGACACAGGGUGAAAUGGAUCUCCCUCCUUUCUUUUGUCACUUUCAAGAUCCAGCUUCUUCGGAAACUAUGGGAUGGUGGGGAUGCUAACAAUGUACAGAGGUUGUUUUUGUGUAUAUGUUUGGGGCAGUCAUUGAGUUUCUUUUUUGGAAAGGAGGGAAGUUGGAGCUAUCGAGACCAAAAAUGUAAGGGGCGAUGGUGAUGCUGAAGUGUGUAUGAAUCCCCCCUCCCCUUUCUGGGUUACUUGUUCUUUGCCUGCAGUUCUACCCUUCAUGAGGAUGAGAUGUUCUUUUCUGCCAACGGACUGCUUUUCGACCUUUUGCUUGUCCUCGCAAGUGUUAGCCCUUUCCGGUUCAGAGGGACGCAUGCCGCCCUCUGUUUUGCUUCCGGUCGAUUGGCGAGAGUUAAGCGCAGAGCCACUGCAGAAAGUCUGUGCCCUGCGGGAUUAAACCUGACCCCUUCACGCCGGAACUUGCCCCCUAGUUCCCUACUGACUGUUUCGCUUGCCGAGUGUGGCUGGAUUUUUUUUAAAGAUCCCACCCAGGACAGGAACAUCCUGGGCUCCUUGGAGAGGAAAGGCAUGGUAUAAAUUAUAUAUAUAUAUAAUAUAAUAUUAAGCUAAGUUUAACCACUUUCUAAAAUCCCCUGAUUUCUUCCUGCCGAGAGCUCUCAUCCUGGAGUCUUGGGGGCAUCUGCCAUUGCUGGUUUUUUUAAUCUCUUUCUGCAGCAGACUCUGGAUUUCUGCCUGACAAGGCAAAAAGCAGGGCUAAAUAAUUAGCAGUCACUUUGUUCCUGUAGCGAUUGUUGAGGAGUUCUCCCACUUUUGGGGAGGGAGGGGGGUUCUGCUCCUUGCUUCGAAAUGUAACCCCUGCUCAGGGUUCCUUGGGGUUCUCUCUUUCUGUGCCUUCCUUGGCCUCCGCCUCCGCUGCAGUCCUGCACCAAAACGCGCAGAGCCUUCUUGCUUGAGCUCUGUGCUAGUUCCGAGACCAGGAAGCAGCAAGAUGUGCCUUGGCAUUUCGCUAUUAUUUGCAUGCUAACACGCCGGGGGGGGGGGGACGGUAUUGUAAAGAGGAGUGAGUGUAUAUCAUGCUUGUCUCUGCAGCACGCAGUUUAAAUGUCCCCCUAUCCGGCACUUCCUUUCAUCAAAAUAAAAAAUAACAAAAUCUU
Messenger RNA from Zootoca vivipara (common lizard), 2351 nucleotides. NCBI's taxonomy places the organism in Eukaryota, Metazoa, Chordata, Lepidosauria, Squamata, Lacertidae. The record is from RefSeq and is a predicted model, not a curated record.